AAUAUUAAGACCACCCGCAAUGGGGGAUUUAACCCAAUCCUUAGCACAAAUCCUUGUGCAUUUGAGAUUAAAAUAAUAAUAAAAAAAUUUCUGUAGCUAAGGAUGAGUCCUUAAUUAAGUCUUUUAUGGACCUGAUCCUUACCAGAUCCUUGAUGUGUUGGCGACGUAUGAUUCGUCUUCUACUUCUUUUCUUUUUUUUUGUUAAAGGGUUUCGUCUUCUACUUCUUCUUCUCCGAUCGAUCUAUUUUCUCAGUCUCCAAAGAUUCUCCUCUCUUCCGAUUUUUAUAGCAGCGAAGAAGAUUUGAUUUGGUUUUGAAUGAUCGACGAGGAUUGCUGAUGGCUACAGGUCGCGGAUUUGCAUUUCGGAAUGGGGAGCAUUACUCGAUGCAGAGACGUGACGGAUGCAGAAUACGAUUACUGUUCUGAUCUCAAUACCACUCGGUUCCUUCGGAGGAUGAUUGAAGCUGAGAGACCCGAUCUCAUCGCAUUUACUGGUUUCUGAAGCAUCCCACGCUCGCCGCGGUGGGAAACGGCUCGUCAAGAAGAUAGGGGAUAUCAGUGGAUGAUCCGGUUCUAGCUAUGGUUUGUGAGCCGGUAGAGAGAGCAAACUCAAACCACUUGUUCACUGCAGGACUUGCCGAUAGCAUGGGAGUUAGGAAAAAGCCAAUGCGAGUGUAUAGCGUGGUGAAGUAUGCAGCGAUUGCAUGUGGAGACGCUGAGGUGUUCAUGAAGUUUGCGCAGUCGAGGUACAAGGAGAAGAUAUGGGCCCACGCAGCUGGAGUGGUGAUUGUGGAAGAAGCUGGUGGUGUGGUGACUGAUGCUGGAGGGAGAAACUUAGAUUUCUCAAAAGGAGUUUACUUGGAAGGUCUUGACAGAGGAAUCAUAGCGUGUUCUGGUCAAGUUCUGCAUGAUAAGUUUAUAGGUGCUGUUAAUUGUAUGUUUGCUACAAUGCAUCACAUGUACGUUUGCUACAAUGCAUCAAGAGAAGAAGAAUCUAAGGUAUGUUUGCUACAAUGCAUCACAUGUACGUUUGCUACAAUUCAUUGUUCUUAUGCCACAGGUUGGGGCUUCAGCAGCUUAUUUAGAGACUGGUUUAGUCCUAGUUAGACGUUAUGUCACUCUAAUGUUCUCAUCAGUACUUAUCAUUACUUGGCUCAAUUUCUGGUUUGAUUUGGGUAUCUUGGACAGCAAGUAACAUCAACUGAAAAAUGAUUUCAAUUGUCUUUUUAAAUUUCUUUUUAUUUUAUUUUAGGAUUCCAAAUUGGGAUACACCAUUGUAGACAAUUUUUUGCAAUGAAUCCUUAACUAUUUAAACAAAAAAACAAAAACAAAAAAAUUAAUAAAAUAUGGCUAAGGAUUCCACAAUGGAAUCCACCAUUGUGGAU
Raphanus sativus (radish) is the source of this 1385-nucleotide messenger RNA. RefSeq names its product PAP-specific phosphatase HAL2-like. Lineage: Eukaryota; Viridiplantae; Streptophyta; Magnoliopsida; Brassicales; Brassicaceae. The transcript has 3 exons. The record is from RefSeq and is a predicted model, not a curated record. Gene Ontology annotation, molecular function: 3'(2'),5'-bisphosphate nucleotidase activity. Gene Ontology annotation, biological process: sulfate assimilation. The coding region runs from base 580 to 1107 and encodes 175 amino acids.